AUGUCCCAGGCAAGACUUACCAACUUAUCCAUUAUAUCCAUCGAAAAAUCCUUCUGCGAAGACUUGGAUAUAGAUGAUGUGAUUAGAAAUUUUGCUGUUGCCAAGGCUCGAAGAGUGAACCCAAAGAAGGAACGCUACUGGACUCAUGUUAGCUCAGAUGCCUGUAGGUUUGCUAUGAUGUGGAAAUACGGUGGCAUUUAUAUGGAUUCCGAUAUCAUAUCAAUACGUCCAAUCCCCCAUGAUCAUUUUCUAGCAGCUGAACAUUCCAAAUCCACCAGCAGCAGUGUAUAUGGCCUCUCCCCAUUUCACAACUUGACUUGGCUUUUUAUGGAGGACUUUGCUCAGAACUACAGGGGAGAUCUAUGGGGACACCAAGGACCAGAAUUGUUUACACGUAUUGUGGUAAAAUUGUGUGGUAUGCCCGAAUUUACCACUAUAGAUGAUCUGAUGUGUGUAAAUUUACCCUAUUUACACCCUUGUCGCUUCUAUCCCCUUUCUUAUGAAUCGUGGAAAAAGUAUUUUGAAGUUUGGGAGAAUUUUCCAACAUUUCAUAACUCCUAUGCCUUGCAUCUAUGGAAUUACAUGAAUAAUGAGGGUAAAACUAUGGUACCCGGGAGCAACACAUUGGCGGAGCGUCUUUACCAAAAACAAUGCCCUACUACCUAUGACUAUAUUUUGAAAAAUAAUCUUUAACCAGAUCUACUGAAUCCCUCAUAUGGCUAAAAGCAGAUCUAUAGUGAAAAAAUAAAAUAUGCUUUUACUUA
This is a messenger RNA of Rana temporaria (common frog), 764 nucleotides long. Its product is annotated as alpha-1,4-N-acetylglucosaminyltransferase-like. The transcript is spliced from 2 exons. The record is from RefSeq and is a predicted model, not a curated record. Gene Ontology annotation, molecular function: acetylglucosaminyltransferase activity. Gene Ontology annotation, biological process: protein O-linked glycosylation. Bases 1 to 693 code for a protein of 230 amino acids. Lineage: Eukaryota; Metazoa; Chordata; Amphibia; Anura; Ranidae.